This is a messenger RNA of Pseudoliparis swirei, 1195 nucleotides long. RefSeq names its product E3 ubiquitin-protein ligase TRIM47-like. The record is from RefSeq and is a predicted model, not a curated record. Gene Ontology annotation, molecular function: zinc ion binding. NCBI's taxonomy places the organism in Eukaryota, Metazoa, Chordata, Actinopteri, Perciformes, Liparidae. Bases 35 to 814 code for a protein of 259 amino acids. The transcript is spliced from 3 exons.
CGACCGGUAUGCUCACGCGCGUGCGAAGACCCCGAUGUCCGAGCCUCCGCAGUGCUGCAUCUGUCUGGAUGAGUUCAGCAGCCCUGCUCUCCUGCCCUGUGGACAUUGCUUCUGCCUGGGCUGUAUCGGCGAAUACUGGAGGAUCCAGGCGGCCUGUCAGUGCCCACUCUGCAAGGCCUCUUUCCCCACGAGGCCUCAGCUUAUCGCGGCCCAAACGCCGCGCGCCGCCGCCCCGAGCGAGGAGGCGUCGGCGCCUUUUAAAGCCGGGGAGGUUCCCUGUGAUCUCUGCCCGGCGAAGCGCAGGGCGGUCAAGUCCUGCCUGGCGUGCCUGGCCUCCUACUGCGCCGCUCACCUGGAGCCGCACUACCGGAGAGAAGAUCUCGGGCGCCAUCUCCUGAUCGGCGUGGGGAAGAACCUGGAGGACUCGGUGUGCAGGCUGCACGGGAAGCGGUUGAACAAGUUCUGCAGGAGCGAUCAGACGUGCAUCUGUGCCAUGUGCGCCCAGACGGAACACAGGGGCCAUCGCAUUAUUUCUGUCAACAGGGAGGCGACAAAGAAGAAGGUUAAACUAAAAUUGAGAAGGAUGAAAGUUCAGCAAGACAUUCAAGAGAGAUUGAGUAAAGUUGAGAAGAUCAAGCUCUCCGUAGGCCUCAGUGAAAAGAAUCCAAAAGAGGAAAGAGCUCAGAACAAAGAGCUCAUCGGACAACUGGAGGAAGAAAUCUCUGAGCUGGAGAGGAGGAGCGCUGAGCUGGAGCAGCUGGAGCAGACCGAAGACGACCUCCACUUCCUGCAGACAUGUUCAGGUUUGUCCUAACAGGUGGACUUAAGGUGGACUGACACCUUCAGGUGGACUUAAGGUGGACUGACACCUUCAACUGACACCUUCGAGAUAUCUUCGUGGGAGAAAAAUCCAGAGCGGCAGACAUAGUUACCGAUAGACUUUCUGGUGGAGGUAAUAGUUUGGGACCUCUUGAAAAUGGCAAAUUCUCCUUUUUACGCAUCAUUUUUUUCCGGGUAUAAACAAAAAGAAUACCUUCAACCAGAGAAACGCUCUCUGUUCCCAAUGUUUACAGUAUUUAUGUUAAACUAAGCUAACUGGCUGCUGUUUCAUAUCUGAUAUGUAUCUUCUCAUCCAACUCUCUGCCAGAAAGAAAAAAAGUGUUUGGUCCAAAAUAAAACCUCCAAGUUCAGCAGA